AUGCCUCCGCCUCCACCACCUCGAAAACCGGACCACAAAGCAUCAGGUGCCGCAUCAAAAGAGGAGAAUAUCUACAUUCCCUCCUUCAUCAGUAAACGACCCUUUUAUGCCGGCGAGGAAGGCGACCAAACCGACUAUCUCGAACAUCAACGUCUCCAAAAGAAGAAUGACCAAUCACAAUGGUAUGAUCGAGGAAGAAAAGCCGGCCCGGCGGCGACGAAGUACCGCAAAGGCGCUUGCGAGAAUUGUGGUGCCAUGACACACAAGGCGAAAGACUGCCUAAGCAGGCCUAGGGCUAAGGGAGCAAAGUGGACUGGCAAGGACAUUCAAGCAGACGAAGUAGUACAAGAUGUCAAUCUCGGCUGGGAUGCCAAGCGAGACCGUUGGAACGGGUACGAUCCCAAGGAGUACCGUAACGUCGUGGAGGAUUUCAAUCAGAUGGAAGCGCUGAGGAAAAAGGCUCUUUCAAAGGGUGAGACCGAAGAGGAGCAAGAUGAGGGUGACAAAUACGCUGAAGAGAACGACAUGAGCAAACAUCAGAGCACUGCGACGCGUCAGCUCAGAAUCCGAGAGGAUACUGCUAAGUAUCUCUUGAACCUGGACCUCGAUUCGGCCAAGUACGAUCCCAAGACGCGAGCCUUGGUAGAUGGUGGCGCAACUGUGGAUAAAGCAGCGAAUCUUUACGCAGAGGAAGGGUUUAUGCGAGGCUCGGGUGACGCAAGCGAAUUUGAAAAAGCCCAGAGAUAUGCUUGGGAGGCGCAAGAGAAGAGCGGAGACACUACGCAGCAUCUUCAAGCAAACCCUACUGCUGGAGAGUUCUACCGAAAGAAGGAAAAGGAGGAGGCGGAGAAGAAACGCGCAGAGCGAGAGAGGAAGCUCAAGGAACUAUAUGGCGAUACCUCACAGUAUACGAUGCCUGAGGAGAUGAAGAGCAUGAUCACCGAGUCAGAACAAUACGUCGAAUACGACGAGAGCGGUCUCAUCAAGGGAGCGCCAAAAGUUGUGGCCAAAUCCAAGUACCCCGAGGAUGUUUAUAUUCACAAUCAUACCUCUGUUUGGGGCAGUUGGUGGUCCAACUUCCAAUGGGGUUACGCCUGUUGUCAUUCGGUUGUCAAGAACAGCUACUGCACAGGCGAGGAGGGCAAGUUGGCUUGGGAAUCAUCCGAGCGACAGCGGACGGGUGCUGCUCUGGUGGAACAAGAACACAAUACCGAAACUGACCGGGCUGAAGAAGAGCAGCAGCAGGACCCACCUGAGAAAACCAAGAAGCGGACCGUUGAAGAAAUGAUGGGCGGCGUAUCGGAAGCGGAGAUGGAAGAGUAUCGGAGGAAGCGGACGGCAGCAGACGAUCCAAUGGCGAAGUUCCUGGGGAAGGAUGAAUUGGUCUAG
This is a messenger RNA of Colletotrichum truncatum, 1389 nucleotides long. Its product is annotated as Pre-mRNA-splicing factor SLU7. NCBI's taxonomy places the organism in Eukaryota, Fungi, Ascomycota, Sordariomycetes, Glomerellales, Glomerellaceae. Gene Ontology annotation, molecular function: pre-mRNA 3'-splice site binding. The record is from RefSeq and is a predicted model, not a curated record. Gene Ontology annotation, biological process: mRNA splicing, via spliceosome. Gene Ontology annotation, cellular component: spliceosomal complex.